This is a messenger RNA of Liolophura sinensis, 1272 nucleotides long. RefSeq names its product adhesive plaque matrix protein-like. The coding region runs from base 1 to 1272 and encodes 423 amino acids. The transcript has a single exon. The record is from RefSeq and is a predicted model, not a curated record. Lineage: Eukaryota; Metazoa; Mollusca; Polyplacophora; Chitonida; Chitonidae.
AUGGUCACACAAGGACUAGCCACUCAUAAACAGGCCACACAGUAUCCAGCCACACACAGAAUGGUCACACAACGACAAGCCGCUCAUAAACAGGUCACACAACACACAGCCACACACAGAAUGGUCACACAAGGAUUAGCCGCUCAUAAACAGGCCACACAAUACCUAGCCACACACAGAAUGGUCACACAAGGAGUAGCCGCUCAUAAACAGGCCACACAAUACACAGCCACACAUAGAAUGGUCACACAAGGACUAGCCGCUCAUAUACAGGCCACACAAUACACAGCCACACACAGAAUGGUCACACAAGGACUAGCCGCUCAUAAACAGGCCACACAAUACACAGCCACACACAGAAUGGUCACACAAGGACUAGCCGCUCAUAAACAGGCCACACAAUACACAGCCACACACAGAAUGGUCACACAAGGACAAGCCGCUCAUAAACAGGCCACACAAUACCCAGCCACACACAGAAUGGUCACACAAGGACUAGCCACUCAUAAACAGGCCACACAAUACACAGCCACGCACAGAAUGGUCACACAAGGAGUAGCCGCUCAUAAACAGGCCACACAAUACACAGCCACACACAGAAUGGUCACACAAGGACUAGCCACUCAUAAACAGGCCACACAAUACCCAGCCACACACAGAAUGGUCACACAAGGACUAGCCACUCAUAAACAGGCCACACAAUACCCAGCCACACACAGAAUGGUCACACAAGGACUAGCCACUCAUAAACAGGCCACACAAUACCCAGCCACACACAGAAUGGUCACACAAGGACUAGCCACUCAUAAACAGGCCACACAAUACCCAGCCACACACAGAAUGGUCACACAUGGACUAGCCACUCAUAAACAGGCCACACAAUACCCAGCCACACACAGAAUGGUCACACAAGGACUAGCCACUCAUAAACAGGCCACACAAUACCCAGCCACACACAGAAUGGUCACACAAGGAGUAGCCACUCAUAAACAGGCCACACAAUAUCCAGCCACACACAGAAUGGUCACACAAGGAGUAGCCGCUCAUAAACAGGCCACACAAUACCCAGCCACACACAGAAUGGUCACACAAGGACUAGCCACUCAUAAACAGGCCACACAAUACACAGCCACACACAGAAUGGUCACACAAGGACUAGCCACUCAUAAACAGGCCACACAGUAUCCAGCCACACACAGAAUGGUCACACAAGGACUAGCCACUCAUAAACAGGCCACACAAUACGCAGGUAUACAGGUAAAGGCCACAUGA